This is a messenger RNA of Helicoverpa zea (corn earworm), 1019 nucleotides long. Its product is annotated as transcription factor Adf-1-like. Gene Ontology annotation, biological process: regulation of transcription by RNA polymerase II. The record is from RefSeq and is a predicted model, not a curated record. The transcript has 2 exons. Gene Ontology annotation, cellular component: nucleus; transcription regulator complex. Lineage: Eukaryota; Metazoa; Arthropoda; Insecta; Lepidoptera; Noctuidae. Bases 123 to 803 code for a protein of 226 amino acids.
GCCCGCUGCAGUUAUCUCUGCCUCUGCCCGCCACCGCGCGCCCCUCGCGCACGCGCGCCACGGUGGCGGUGGCGGCCAGUUGCUCGCGGCCUCGCGUCAGACCGCGCGAACGGAGACACAAAAUGGCGGAAAAAACCGAGAGGUUAAUCGAAACUAUUCGAAGCUAUCCCGUCCUGUAUGACACGACACACGAUGAUUACAAAAAUAAACAUCUCAAAGACAAAAUAUGGGACAAAAUUGCAGAAGCACUGAGAGAUGUUGGAGGAGGUGAUGCACUUAAAUCUAAAUGGAAGAAUUUGAGAGACUCCUACGGAAAGUACCUAAGAGCCCAAAACGAGACAAUUUCAGCCAACAAUAGACAUGUUGAACGAUAUAAAACCUGGCCAUGGGGUACACAGAUGGAGUUCUUACAACCCUACCUAGAAUUUGCGGGAUCCAACUCCCAUUCAAAGAAUUCCAGGUCGAUAAACAAAUCACGAAGAAUGCACGCCAGUCCUGACCCAUUGAUCGAUGAUACUUACGUCACACAGAGCCAUGAAUCAGACGCGGACAGGGUUAUCAGUUACUUCGCUAAAAGAGACCAAAAUAAUAGCCGAGCAGACAUCGCCGACUUGGACGAAACAGACUUAAUUUUCUUAGGCUACGCAAGGACGAUAAAAAAAAUGAAAUUGCAUCGACAAGCUACACUGAAAUUCGAAAUAGCCAAAUUAAUUAUGGAGGCAGAAGUUGAGCAGGCUCAAGAAUCCUGUAGUUCAGUUCCUGAUUUGAAACAUAUCAUUAUACAUCCUUCUAUAAGCCCGUAGAUAAAAUAUAUUCUAUAAGUAUAUAACAAAUAUAAUUUUAGUUUUGUAAUACUUUAAACAUUUUGUUAAAAAAUCCUUCUAAGUAGAAACAACCAAAUAAAUAGCUAUAUAUGGAAUAGUUUAUGGAUGGGUAGAAGAGUUAAGUAGAUUUAUAGAAUUUUAUCACAAAUGUACUAAAUUAUAUAAGCUGAAUAUAAUAUACGUUUAACAAAAUAA